Molecule: messenger RNA, 1448 nt
Organism: Phasianus colchicus (ring-necked pheasant)
Lineage: Eukaryota; Metazoa; Chordata; Aves; Galliformes; Phasianidae
Gene: MICU2
Product: mitochondrial calcium uptake 2
Biological process (GO): calcium import into the mitochondrion; mitochondrial calcium ion homeostasis
Cellular component (GO): uniplex complex
Molecular function (GO): calcium ion binding
Source: RefSeq, a predicted model, not a curated record
GCGGUUUCCGGGAAGAUGGCGGCGUGGAGGGCUGCGCUGGCGGUGGGCGCCCGAGCUCCGCUGCGGGGACGGCUGCUAGGGCCGCGGCCCGCCCGGAGUCAGCGGCGCCCGCCCGGCUGGAGGAUGGCCGCCGCCGCCCUGCUCGGGGGAGGCUCGGUGGCGGCGUGCUACGGCGGCUGGGGACGGCCGGGGGCGGGCGCGUUCCCCACCGUUCUGGCUCAGAAGGAAGAUGUUGCAAAUGCAGAAAUGGCUGAAAGGCUGUCACUUCGGAAGAAUCGCUUUAUGCAUUUUGCAUCACUGGAGUAUGAAGGAGAAUAUUACAUGACACCACGAGAUUUCUUGUUUUCAGUAAUGUUUGAUCAAGUGGAACGUAAAAGCUCGGCCAAGAAACUGACAAAAAAGGAGGUGGAUGCUGCACUGCUGUGUGUUACAAAAGCUAAACCAGGACCGACCUUUUUUAGAGAGCUUGGUGAUAAAGGGCUGAUAUCUUAUGCGGAGUACCUGUUUUUGCUGACAAUCCUUACAAAACCCCAGACUGGAUUUCAGAUUGCUUUUAAAAUGUUAGAUACGGAUGGCAAUGAGCAAGUUGAAAAGAAAGAAUUUUUUAAGAUGCAGAGAAUCAUUGGAAAGGAAGAUGAUUUGAAAACAGCUGGAGAUGAAACCAUAUUUCAGGAAGCAGAAUUGGAAAGCUGUGAUGUUAAUACCAUGCUGCUGGUGCAUUUCUUUGGAAAAGAAGGAAAGGAAAAACUUCGCUAUUCUGAGUUUUUCAGGUUCAUGGAAAAUCUGCAAACAGAAGUGCAAGAAAUGGAAUUCAUACAGUUUUCAAAGGGAUUGAAUGUCAUGAGAAAGGAGGACUUUGCAGAAUGGCUACUGUAUUUUACUGACGAGGAAAAUAAUGAAAUUUACUGGCAAAACGUGAGAGACAGAUUUGAAGCAGGAGAGAAUAUCAGUUUGGAAGAAUUCAAGACUUUCUGCAAGUUUACAAACAACCUGGAAGACUUUUCUAUUGCCAUGCAGAUGUUCACCGUAGCCAAUCGUCCUGUUAAACGAGCUGAGUUCAAGAGAGCAGUAAAGGUGGCAACAGGACAGGAGCUCUCAGAUAAUAUUCUGGAUACCAUCUUCAAGAUUUUUGAUCUAGAUGGAGAUGACUGCCUCAGCCACGGCGAGUUCCUUGGUGUCCUGAAGAAGCGAAUUCAUCGAGGUUUGAGGGUACCACAACAGCAAGGCAUUCAAGGGUACUGGAAGUGCGUGAAAAGAGAAAGCAUUAAAGGAGCAAAAGAAUUGUGGAAGCAAAGUGGGAAAAGUCCUUUUUAAAAGCGUCCAUUAUUGUUGGUUUGCUGUAAAUGUUAUGUAGGGAUUUUUUGUCUGUCCUGUUUACAUAAUAGCUGAAUCAAAAAUACUCUUUUUUACUACAGCUGAACUAAAUUAACCCAAUAUCUAAUGAAAAA